Phoenix dactylifera (date palm) is the source of this 1636-nucleotide messenger RNA. Lineage: Eukaryota; Viridiplantae; Streptophyta; Magnoliopsida; Arecales; Arecaceae. The record is from RefSeq and is a predicted model, not a curated record.
UUUCCCUAUUGCAAGAUGUGGCCUAAAGCUAUCUAAUAUUAAAUGAGUUAAAAAUGAUCUUUUUCCUCUUAAACUUUCUCAAGGCAAAGGUGGAAAUUGUUCGUACAUGGUUCUUGUUUUGAAACAGUUUCUUUCCACAUUGUUGCAUCGGCACUUCAAAUUUUGGAUUUUCUUUGUUCGUUUGUUUGUUGUGUCAGAUACUUUGGCACUUCCUGACAGUACACAUGUAAUGCCAUCCCUAUUGCAUGUCAACUUUUGGUACUUCUACAUAAAAGUUGUAGAUAACUAGUAUAUGGCAUUUGAUAAAACUUUGGACUUUCAACUGGAUAAGUAUAGUAACCAUGUUAUGCAUGCUUGGACAUAAACUAACACUAUAUAUAUCAUCAUGGAUAUAGGCUUUAGGAAUGCAAGGAACCAUGUCACAGGAAAAAAUAAUCUUCGUUGUGUUCCUGAAACAUUUACUCAACUUUGACCCGCUACUUUUACAGAAGACUUCUGUCUGUUUUUGUUGCUAGUGGACCAAAUUAUUUCACUUAAUUGCUUCUUUCCUUGAGCUCUGCUUUUGGUGCUCCACCGAGGCCCCCUUGGAUAUAUUCAAUAUUUUGAAGUUCCAUGAUUCUUUAAAAUGUACAGUAGGAUGCAGAAGGUGUGCUUGUUGCAAAUAUUGAAAGUUACAUGGCAGGGGUUGAUUUGUGGCAAGAUGAGGAUGAGAGUUAUAACAAAUUUUGAUCCACUGUUAAUGCAUGACGAGAUGCUGGAAGUUGUUAGCAUCAAGGGAACAUGGCAUCUUGGGAAGCUUCAGAUGGCAGCAAAAGCUUUUCUGAACUGAAUUUGUAGGUGUUUGAAAUCAAUAGAAGAACGUUUGGGUUGCCCAUGAAGUAUAAUAGUAAUGCACUUACAACCCCCUUUUUUUUUUUGGUGAAUACAGUGGUUAUUCACCAAUCACCAUCCCUCUAGUUUGGACAAAAUAAUUAAGACCUCUCACUUGGUGAGGAAGGUACCAACCAGCUGAACUAGCAACUAUUGGUGGCACUCAUGACUCUUUGAAUAAUUAAAAAUUCAAUUUAGAGUUAUCGCACAGGUUACAUGCUGGCACUAGGUUGGGCUUUCUCAAACUUGGAGGUUGGCACGAGGGCGAUUCAUCAAAAUACAGAUCUUUGCUCCACUCCCUGUUCAAGUAGAUGGAGAACCUUUGUUUCAGAGACCUUGCACACAAUAAUUUCUCAUCAUGGCCAGGCUUUCAUGUUGAAGAGAGCAGCAGAGGAGCGUCUUGGUCAUGCUACUGCCAUAAUAACUGAUGUGCUUGAAAAUGCUGAAAUGAACCGUCUGAUCACCACCUCACAGAAGAGAGCCCUCCUUCAGGAGAUGGCACUAAAGCUUUCAUCGAGUGUGCCAGAUAUCCGAAAAAGCUUAUUAGUUUGUGCAGCACUGCCAGAUGCUGUCAUGACAAUUAAGUUUUUGUAUGCAAUGUCUAUCCAAGUGCAGCAGCUCUUCAGCAAGUUGAUUGUCUUUCUUAUCACCCCUUGUUUGUUUCCCCAGUAUUGUUGACCGUUGCGAUGUCUAUCACAAAUCAUUGCUGAUGUGCUGUAGAUAUCAUGACAUUUUUCUGUAGAUGAUGGAGAAUUAUAGUUCUGUA